Molecule: messenger RNA, 5494 nt
Organism: Trachemys scripta elegans
Lineage: Eukaryota; Metazoa; Chordata; Testudines; Emydidae
Gene: ADAMTS9
Product: ADAM metallopeptidase with thrombospondin type 1 motif 9
Exons: 36
Coding region: 50-5494 (1814 amino acids)
Biological process (GO): proteolysis; extracellular matrix organization
Cellular component (GO): extracellular matrix
Molecular function (GO): zinc ion binding; metalloendopeptidase activity
Source: RefSeq, a predicted model, not a curated record
AGGGGGGAGGGGGGAGGCUGCUCUCUGUUCAGGAGCCGCUCACACCACCAUGCCGCUGGUGCUAUGGGCACUGGGAUUAGGAACACUCUUUCUGCAGGACGUCUUGCAUGUAGCCACCGCAGCAGCGAGGAAGCAGACCCUGCAUCCAAGACAAGCCCAACUGCUGGAGAAACUCCGCGAGUUCGAGAUCGUCACCCCCACCCGUGUGAACGAAUUCGGAGCCCCCUUUCCCACGCACGUACACUUCAAACGAAAGAGACGAAGUAUUAAUCCUGACCCGGACCCUUGGGCCACCGACGACUCCUCCGCACACUACCGGCUUUCCGCCUUCGGGGAGCAGUUUCUGUUCAACCUCACGGCCCAUUCUGGAUUUAUUGCGCCACGUUUCACCGUCAGCCUCCUCGGAGCCCCGGGGGUUAACCAAACCAGGUUUUACAGCGAGGAGGCCAGCGACGUAAAGCACUGUUUUUAUAGAGGACAUGUGAAUACCCAGCCGCAGCACACGGCGGUCAUCAGCCUGUGUUCAGGGAUGCUAGGCACAUUCAGGUCUCACAAUGGGGACUAUUUUGUAGAGCCGCUGCUAUCGCCUGAUGACCAAGAAUAUGAAGAAGAGCACAAUAAGCCACAUGUGGUCUACAGACACAGUGCACCUCAAAAAGACUCACCAAGGGAAAGGCACACUUGUGAUACUUCAGGGCAUGAAAAUAGUCACAAGAAGAGCAAGAGGAAAAACCGGAGAAGACAAUGGCAAGAAAGUAGUCUGUUCUCGGACGUGGAGGUAUUAAAACAUAGCAUGGCAGGAAAUCAAUUUUCUACAGAUAACAACAAGACUGAGAACACAAGUGAUGACAAGACGCACCGAAGGACAAAGCGAUUUCUCUCCUACCCUCGAUUUGUGGAAGUCAUGGUGGUGGCAGACAGCAGAAUGGUUGCCUACCAUGGAGCUAAUCUGCAACACUAUAUCUUAACAUUAAUGUCAAUAGUAGCGUCUAUCUAUAAAGACCCAAGUAUUGGAAAUUUAAUUAAUAUUGUUAUUGUGAAAUUAGUCGUGAUACAUAAUGAACAGGAUGGUCCUUCAAUAUCUUAUAAUGCCCAGACAACAUUAAAAAACUUUUGCCAAUGGCAGCAUUCCCAGAACCACCCUGAAGAAAACAAUCUACCCAAACAUGAUACUGCUGUACUUGUUACCAGACAGGAUAUUUGUAGAGCUCACGACAAAUGUGAUACCUUAGGUCUGGCUGAACUGGGCACGGUUUGUGAUCCGUACAGAAGCUGUUCAAUUAGCGAAGAUAACGGACUAAGUACUGCUUUUACCAUCGCGCAUGAACUUGGCCACGUAUUUAACAUGCCACAUGAUGACAAUAAUAAGUGCAAAGAAGAUGGAGGGAAAAAUCAACAACAUGUCAUGGCGCCAACACUGAACUUCUACACCAACCCCUGGAUGUGGUCAAAAUGUAGUAGGAAAUACAUUACUGAGUUUCUAGACACCGGUUAUGGGGAGUGUUUACUAGAUGAGCCUGUAUCAAGGACUUACACUUUGCCUCAGCAACUCCCAGGAGUAAUUUAUGAUGUUAAUAAACAAUGUGAGUUAAUUUUUGGACCAGGCUCUCAAGUCUGCCCCUACAUGAUGCAGUGCAGACGCCUCUGGUGCAUCAGCAUUGAUGGAGCUCACAAAGGAUGUCGUACUCAACACACACCUUGGGCUGAUGGGACAGAGUGUGAACCCGGAAAGCACUGCAAGUAUGGCGUGUGUGUCCCCAAGGAGCGAGAGGCGCCGGUAACAGAUGGAGCGUGGGGAUCGUGGAGUCCCUUUGGAAGCUGUUCAAGAACCUGUGGUGGUGGCAUAAAAACCGCCGUUCGAGAAUGCAACAGGCCUGAGCCCAAGAAUGGUGGGAAAUAUUGCGUGGGUCGUCGAAUGAAAUUUAAAUCCUGCAACACUGAACCAUGCUCUAAACUAAAGAAAGACUUCCGAGAUGAGCAGUGCGCUGACUUUGAUGGGAAGCAUUUUAACAUUAACGGUCUACCUCCUAAUGUGCGUUGGGUUCCUAAAUACAGUGGAAUUUUAAUGAAAGAUCGGUGCAAGUUGUUCUGUAGGGUAGCAGGAAACACAGCCUACUAUCAGCUCAGGGACCGAGUUGUUGAUGGCACCCCUUGUGGCCCAGACACAAAUGACAUCUGUGUGCAAGGACUUUGUCGGCAAGCUGGCUGUGAUCAUGUGCUAAAUUCCAAGGCAAGAAGAGACAAAUGUGGUGUUUGUGGUGGCGAUAAUUCUUCAUGCAAAACCGUUGCAGGCACAUUUAAUACAGUGCAUUAUGGCUAUAACACCGUGGUACGCAUACCCGCUGGUGCUACAAAUAUUGAUGUGCGGCAGCACAGUUACUCAGGGAAACCAGAAGAUGAUAACUACCUUGCCUUAUCAAACAGUCAUGGAGCCUUCAUCUUGAAUGGGGACUUUGUCGUCAGCAUGUUUAAAAGGGAAAUCAAAGUUGGGAAUGCUGUGAUCGAAUACAGCGGCUCAGACAAUACAAUAGAAAGGAUCAAUUCUACGGAGCGCAUUGAGCAAGAAAUCGUUCUUCAGAUUCUAUCCGUGGGUAAUCUAUAUAACCCUGAUGUUCGAUACACAUUCAAUAUCCCAAUUGAAGACAAACCUCAGCAGUAUUACUGGAACAUCUAUGGCCCGUGGCAAGCCUGCAGUAAACUUUGCCAAGGGGAACGAAAAAGGAAACCCAUUUGUACCAGAGAAUCUGAUCAACUCAUGGUGUCAGAUCAAAGAUGUGAUCGAAUUCCCCACCCUGAUCCAGUAACUGAGCCUUGUAGCACAGAAUGUGAAUUAAGGUGGCAUAUUGCUAGAAAGAGCGAAUGCACGGCGCAGUGCGGGCUGGGAUACCGAACGCUAGAAGUCUACUGCACAAAGUACAGUAGGUCGGAAGGGAAGACCGAGAAAGUCGACGACCGAUUCUGCAGUGGCCAAACCAAGCCAAAUACUAGGGAAAAAUGCUUUGGAGACUGUAACGUAGGAGGAUGGCGGUAUUCAGCCUGGUCUGAUUGCUCUAAAAGUUGUGGUGGUGGCACAAGGAGACGACGAGCCAUCUGCGUUAACACCCUCAAUGAUGUACUGGAUGACAGUAAAUGCAGCCAGCAGGAGAAGCUCAUUGCACAGCGCUGUAGUGACUUCUUGUGUCCACAGUGGAAAACAGGUGACUGGUCAGAAUGCUUGGUAACCUGUGGGAAAGGGCACAAACAUCGCCAGACGUGGUGCCAGUUUGGAGAAGAUCGGUUGAACGACAGGUUUUGUGAUCCGGAGAGUAAGCCCAAUUCUGUGCAGACCUGUCAGCAGCAGGAAUGUGCCGCGUGGCAAGUUGGACCCUGGGGACAGUGCACAAUGACAUGUGGGCAGGGCUACCAAAUGAGAGCAGUGAAAUGUGUCGUCGGUGCCUAUGUAUCAGUAGUGGAUGACAAUGAGUGUAACGCUGCCACACGGCCGACGGACACACAGGACUGUGAAAUAGCAGCAUGUCCUCUCCAUCCAGCUGCUCCAGAAACGAAAAGAUCUAUGCCCAGCGUUCACAGGACACAGUGGAGAUUUGGAUCUUGGACGCCCUGCUCAAUGACAUGUGGGAAAGGUACUAGGAUGAGAUAUGUCAGCUGUCGUGAUGAUCAGGGCUCAGUGGCCGAUGAAGCCGCCUGUUUUCACCUCCCUAAGCCUUCAGCGACAGAAGUGUGCUCCGUAACGCCGUGUGGACAAUGGAAAGCCCUGGAGUGGAGUUCUUGUUCAGUGACGUGCGGUCAAGGUAAGGCAACGCGGCAGGUGGUCUGCUUGAAUUACAGCGACCAGGUGGUCGAUAGAAGUGAAUGCGAUCCAGACGAUCUCCCAGCAACGGACCAGGAUUGCUCUGUGUCUUCCUGUCAGAACACCCAUGACUCCGGCAGGCCAAUCCACUCUUUCUCAUACCCGGAGCAUCCACCGAAACCCCACCCGGGGAGAAACCCAAACCAGAACGCUGGCCCCGCGCACAUACCAGGGGGCAACCAGUGGAGAAUCGGCCCAUGGGGUGCUUGCUCUAGUACGUGCGCUGGGGGAUUCCAGCGGCGGGCUGUGGUGUGCCAGGAUGAAAACGGAUAUACUGCAAGUAACUGUGAUGAGAAAGCAAAACCUGUUGAGCAGAGAUCAUGUGAAUCUGGCCCUUGUCCUCAGUGGGCUUAUGGCAGCUGGGGAGAGUGCACAAAGUCAUGUGGGGCAGGAACAAGAACAAGGCUUGUGGUGUGCCAGCGCUCUAACGGUGAAAGGUUUCCCGAUCUGAGCUGUGAAAUUCUCGACAAACCACCAGACCGCGAGCAGUGCAAUAUGCAGGACUGUCCUAGAGAUGCUGCCUGGAAUGCUGGUCCGUGGAGCUCGUGUUCUGCUUCUUGUGGACGGGGACAUAAACACCGAAAUGUGUACUGCUUGUCAAAGGAAGGAAACCGCUUAGAGAACGAUUAUUGCAAGCACCUGGCUAAACCGAACGUGCAAAGAAAGUGCAGAGGAGGCAGAUGUCCGAAGUGGAAAACGGGAGACUGGGGACAGUGCUCCGUGUCCUGUGGACGAGGCGUUCAGCAGAGAAAUGUGUACUGCCACACGGGCACUCAGAAAACAGCCAGGGAGACGGACUGUUACCAGUUCACAAGACCAGUCUCUGAACAGGAAUGCCACAUUGCUGAAUGUCCCCGUUACAGCUGGGAAAUGGACGAAUGGCAAGCCUGCAUGAAAACGUGCGGGGAAGCGUUCCGGUACCGGAAAGUUGUGUGCAUGAAUCAGAAUAACCAAGAGGAGGACAGCGUGAAUUGUGAUGCGAGCAAGCGCCCCUCUGAUAGGGAGAGCUGCAAUUUACUGCCUUGCGAGUACAUCUGGAUUACAGGGGAGUGGUCUGAGUGCUCUGUGACCUGCGGCAAGGGCUAUAAGCAAAGGUUGGUCUCGUGCAGUGAAAUUUACACCGAGAAGGACCAUUACGAGUACGGUUACCAGAAUACAGACAACUGCCCUGGCACCCAGCCACCAAAUGUCCACACAUGCUACCUCGGGGAAUGUCCAGUUUUGGCAACAUGGCGAGUUGGCAACUGGGGGAGCUGCUCGGUGACUUGUGGCAUUGGAGUGAUGCACCGGUCAGUGCAAUGCUUGACCAACGAUGACCAGGCGAGCGCUUUGUGCCAUGCUGAUUUAAAACCCGAAGAGAGGAGGACGUGUCACAACAUCUAUGACUGUGAAUUACCGAGCAGCUGUCAAGAUGUUAAAAGACUCAAAGGUGUCAUUGAAGAUGGUGAAUAUUACCUUAAAGUUAAAGGAAGGAUAUUAAAGAUAUAUUGUGCUGGGAUGCAGACCGACAGCCCAAAAGAGUAUGUGACUCUUGUCAGUGGGUAUGCGGAGAAUUUCUCUGAAGUGUACGGCUACAGAUUACAUAACCCGACNUUUAAUAACAUGUUUUUUUUUAUUACAGUAGACUGUGAAUUAAAUGUAUAA